UCCCGGACCAGCCCAGCCGGCUGUGCCGCGGCGACCUUCUGGCCGGCACUCGGGACCCUGCCGGCGGCGUCGCAGAUUUCUGCUUGGCAGAUCAACCAAAGGCAGGAGGGGUUUAUCUGUCUACAUUCUGGGUGCUGCCCUCUGCAAGACCCCCAUGACAGACCCCAGGCCCAAGUCCACUGUGGUACCAUACGCCCGCCCCACCCCAGGCAUUACUCUGGGGUCUGCCUGAGGCCAGCAGUGUGAAGAUGACCAGCGCCUUCCUAGCAUGACGACCUUGGACCAUGUGAUCGCUACCCACCAGGCGGAGUGGGUCUCCUUCAAUGAGGAGCCACUCUUUCCUGUCCCUUCUGAGGGGGGCACCGAAGAGCACCUUCCUGGGCUGUCUUCCUCAGACCAGUCUGAGAGCUCCUCUGGGGAGAACCACGUGGUGGAUCGAGGCUCUCAGGACCUUUCCCACUCAGAGAAAGAUGACUCCUCUGAAAAGAUGGGCCUCAUCUCUGAAGUGGCCUCCCCUCCUGGGAGCCCGGAGCAGCCCCCACCUGACCUGGCCUCAGCCAUCAGCAACUGGGUUCAAUUUGAAGAUGACACACCCUGGGCCAGCACGUCACCACCUCAUAAAGAAACAGCCCUACCGUUGACCCUGCCCUGCUGGACGUGCCCUUCCUUCAACUCCUUGGGGAGGUGCCCUCUGACCUCUGAGAGCAGCUGGACCACACAUUCUGAAGACACCAGUAGUCCCAGUUUUGGCCCCUCAUACACAGACCUGCAGCUCAUCAAUGCUGAGGAGCAGAUGAGUGGCAGGGCUUCUGGGGCAGACUCGACUGAUAAUUCUUCCUCACUUCAAGAAGAUGAAGAGGUAGAGAUGGAGGCCAUCAACUGGGAGGCCAGCAGUCCAGCCAUGAAUGGGCACCCUGUCACUCCAGUGACCUCUGCCCGUUUCCCCAGCUGGGUCACAUUUGAUGACAAUGAAGUCAGCUGCCCUUUGCCACCAAUCACCUCUCUUCUGAAGCCAAAUACACUGCCUAUUGCUUCUGUGACCCCAGAUGUACCUUAUAAUUCAACUGGGUCAUUUAAGAAGAGGGAACGUCCCAAGAGCACGCUGAUGAAUUUCUCCAAAGUUCAGAAGCUGGACAUUUCCUCCUUAAACCACCCACCUUCCAUAACCGAGGCUCCACCUUGGAGGGCAACCAAUCCUUUUCUGAAUGAGACUCUACAGGAUGUACAACCUUCCCCUAUCAACCCUUUCAGUGCUUUCUUUGAGGAGCAGGAGAGGCGCUCCCAAAACAAUUCCAUUUCUGGUACCACAGGCAAAAGCCAAAGAGAUUCCCUCAUUGUCGUCUACCAGGAUGCCAUUAGUUUUGAUGAUUCAAGCAAAAACCAGUCACACUCUGAUGCUGUUGAAAAACUCAAACAACUCCAAAUUGAUGACCCUGAUCGCUUAGGCAAUGCGACACUUCCUGACGAUGACCCAAUAGCCUGGAUUGAACUAGAUGACCACCCGCCUGGUUCAGCACUGUCCCAGCCCAGGGAUGGGUGGCCAAUGAUGCUAAGGAUCCCUGAGAAGAAAAACAUUAUGUCCUCCAGGCACUGGGGACCCAUCUACAUCAAACUGACAGACAGUGGUUUCCUGCAGCUGUAUUAUGAGCAGGGCCUAGAGAAACCAUUCCGUGAGUUCAAGCUGGAGAUCUGCCAUGAGAUUUCAGAACCCCGGCUCCAAAACUACGAUGAGAAUGGCAGGAUCCACAGCUUGCGGAUAGACCGUGUCACCUACAAGGAGAAGAAGAAAUACCAGCCUAAACCUGCCGUGGCCCACACAGCAGAGAGGGAACAAGUGAUUAAGCUGGGCACCACCAAUUAUGAUGACUUCCUGAGCUUCAUCCGUGCAGUCCAGGACCGUCUCAUGGAUCUGCCAGUGUUGUCAAUGGACUUGAGCACAGUUGGCUUGAACUACCUUGAAGAGGAGAUUACAGUGGACGUCAGAGAUGAAUUCUCUGGCAUUGUGAGCAAAAGAGACAACCAGAUUCUCCGGCACCACGUCUUGACACGGAUCCAUAUUCUGAGUUUCCUCUCUGGGCUUGCAGAGUGCCGCUUGGGCCUCAAUGACAUCCUCAUCAAAGGCAAUGAAAUAGUUUCCCGGCAAGACAUCAUGCCUACUACCACCACAAAGUGGAUCAAGCUCCAUGAGUGCCGUUUUCAUGGGUGUGUGGAUGAGGAUGUAUUCAACAACUCACGGGUUAUUCUGUUCAACCCUUUGGAUGCAUGCCGAUUCGAGCUAAUGCGGUUCAGGACAGUAUUUGCUGAGAAGACCCUGCCUUUCACACUCAGGACGGCAGCAAGCAUCAAUGGGGCAGAGGUGGAGGUGCAGAGCUGGCUUAGGAUGUCAACCGGCUUCUCCUCUAACCGUGACCCUCUCACUCAGGUUCCCUGUGAGAAUGUGAUGGUUCGUUACCCUGUGCCCAGUGAGUGGGUGAAAAACUUGCGCAGGGAAAGUGUCCUGGGGGAAAAGUCCUUGAAAGCCAAAGUGAACCGGGGGGCAAGUUUUGGCUCCACUAGUGUAUCUGGCUCUGAUCCUAUCAUGAGAGUAACUCUGGGAACUGCCAAGUAUGAGCAUGCCUUCAACUCCAUUGUGUGGAGGAUAAACCGACUGCCUGACAAAAACUCAGCUUCUGGUCACCCACACUGUUUCUUCUGCCACCUUGAACUUGGCUCUGACCGGGAAGUGCCUUCCAGAUUUGCCAAUCACGUGAAUGUCGAGUUCAGCAUGCCCACAACUUCUGCCUCCAAAGCCGCUGUACGAUCCAUCUCCGUGGAAGACAAGGCUGAUGUCAGGAAGUGGGUCAAUUAUUCCGCACACUACAGUUACAAGGUGGAAAUUGAGCAAAAAAAGAGUUUGAAGCUGGACUUGGAAGGAGAUGAAAUGGAAAAUCCCAAGGAGUGUGGGGUCCAGUGACGAAGCCCUACUGCAAGGGGCCCUGACCUAAGAAUCACGAUAGGAUGUCUUUCUGAUUAGCUGAAGUUCAGUACCUACCAUGGCUACGCCAUGUUGGAACAGUGUGUUGGUCAUUCCUGUUGGUAGUUACCUGUAUUAUAACAGGAAACCCUGAGGUGGUUGCUUUCGAGAGGCUCUGAUCGUGCCUGAAGCACCUGGCUCACCUGACAUUUGGAGCUUAUUGUAUAAUUAAGCCUCCGUGUCUGCACUCUGCUUAUCUCACAGCACUUGUGUGGUUGUUGUGACUGUCAGAGUCAGGAAAACAACCUCCCACAUCAGUGUUGGCACGAUUUCCUACUGAUGUUCAUCUGUCACUUACAUGAUUUUCUGGAAAACACAGUCUCAAGAAAUUACUUAACUAAGAAUCCAUCUCUGCCACUCCCUCUAGAAAAGGUUCAGAAAAGGUACAAAACAAAUUUCCUCUUUGGGUCUACGAGGCCUUUUGUAGGUAUCUCCAUUCUUUAAAUGUUAACACUAUGCAAUGAAGUUUUCAAGAUGUUCCUCCUGGCUCUAGAUUAUUUUGAUUGAAACACUUUUUCCCUUUCUCUAAGGUUUCAGUCCCAGGGUUCACCACCCUGAAUCACAAGAGACAAUGGAAAAAAGGCACAAUAGGAUACUUUUAAUUCUGUGAUUAGCCCCACAUUCUGCAAAGGGUGACUGUUGAAGGGAAAGCAAAAUUGAGCUUAUUUUUCUUCAUUCUGGGGAAAAGGGACAUUAAUUGUAGGAUUAUAUUCAAUUCAGGAGACAGCUUCAAUCUCAGUGAAUUCCCAAAUUCACGCUGAAAACAUAUAGGCCAUUUCUGAUUCAUGAAACAAAUGGAUGUGUAUGUGUAUAUGUAUAUUAUACCUCAGGCAUAUGUCGGGGCAUUUGGGAGCUUUUAUACCUCAUAGCCAACACACAGUUGCAUGUCUCUUUAGCUCAAACUUUACAGGAAAUAUAAGCUGAGAAGAUCAUUUUAAAAGGUGUUUCAAAACUAAGCUCGUAUGAGCUUUUCCCAGAAAUUCAGAGUUUGAUAAUCACAGUAUUAUAAUAGAUCUAAAAGGCUGAAGACUCCACAGUAGAGAUGGGAGAAAGCCAUAUUUUUCUAAUAUUGGGAGCAUUAAAUUCUGAUUCCAAGAGCCAGGGACACUCAAUCUUCUUUCCCUUCAUCUGUUCUUGCCCACAUUCUGUACCUCUGCUGCUUAGUUGUACCUUGGUUUUUUCUUACCAUACAAGGAACUAUAUUGGCCAUUCCAAAGGUGAUACCUGCUCAGCAAUUUAAAGGCAGCUUCUAUCUGCCUUUCUCUUUUUCCCAGGAAGAAUAGACUAAGGAGACAGAAGGCAUGCUUAUCAGAUUUGUAGAUGACGUAGAAACCGACAGUAUAUCCAGUCUGUUGACUGGCAGAUUCGGGAUUAAUUUACUCAAUGAAUACUCAUUGAAUUCUAACCACGUACUGACACUAGGAUAUAGAAAUUGUUACAGUUUUUUGAAAUACCUGAACAUAAGACUGAAACUAAAAGGAUGAAAUUGAAUAGGCAUUAAUGAACUAUGUUCUGAAUUUCUUAAACGUAACUCUCUAAGUACAGAGUGGUGUACCUAUUUGUGUGUUUAUGGAUGUUUGUGUUUAUGUGUGUGUGUUGAUGGCAAGAGUGUUGGAAAGUCCUGGUUUCACAGCAGUUCAUGUAGAAAAGUUUUCUUAAGGAAAUAAGAGUUCAGUUUUGAAUCAGGAGUAUAUCAUGGCUAUUCACAAAGCUAAUGCAUUCAACCUGUGGCUAUAGAAGUCCAGGGAGCCCUGCAUGCUGCAUUGGUCAGUCCACAUCUGGAUGGAGGCUUGGGUUCAAUUCUGGGUACCAUAUUUUAAGAGAGACAUUAAUAAGUUGUGUCUAGAGGCAGGCGGCUAGGGUUGUGAAGGAUCUGAUUAUAUAAGGAACAGGGGAACAGUUCCCCUGAAGAACAGAAGGUAUAGCUGGAAAGGGAGUGCAGAAAAGGAGGGAAUGAUAUAAUAGCUAACUUGAAAUUUCUGUUGAGCUAUAAAAAGGGAGAGGAAUUAGACUUAUUCCAUGUAGCUUCAAAGGGCAAAAAUAGAAACAAAGAGGAACCUUAAAGAUGACAGAUGUUUGCUUCAACAUAAGAAAGAAUUUUCUAAUAAGAGUUGUUCUAAAGAAGAAUGGACUCUAGUAAAAUUUCCUCUUUACUGCAAACGCCCAAACAAAGGUGCAGAUAACCAUCCAUCCCAGAUGCUAUGAAAGGGACUCUGACAUUGGAUUUGGGUUGGAUGACUACCAAGAUCCCUACAUGUAGGUUUAGUCUCAAUAGUAAUAGGACUCUCUAACUCUAGUUGUUUUUUUCUUUGAUAAGUGGUUUUUCACGCUCUUUGAAAUACAGUGGGGUCCCCAGAGGUCUUUGUCAAGUGAGGACUCCAAGGCAUAGCCCUUCCCCUAUUGUACUGAAGGCACAUGAGAUUCUUCACAGAAACGGCAAAUGGGUUGAAGAGUUGGCAAGAUGAAGGUCAUUCCGGCACUUUCCCUACCCAAAGUUAGCACCCGCGCGCCCUCUCAAGAUCUGUGCCUCACCAGCUAGCACCACAUAUGUAUUGCUUGUUGGGCCUUUUCCCCCCUUGAUUAAUUUUCAUUGCCUUCGUGCUUUCACCUGGACAUUUUUUUUUUU
Diceros bicornis minor is the source of this 5639-nucleotide messenger RNA. It is a transcript of the gene STON2, whose product is annotated as stonin 2. Gene Ontology annotation, molecular function: clathrin-cargo adaptor activity. Gene Ontology annotation, cellular component: AP-2 adaptor complex; synaptic vesicle. Lineage: Eukaryota; Metazoa; Chordata; Mammalia; Perissodactyla; Rhinocerotidae. The transcript has 7 exons. The coding region runs from base 269 to 2953 and encodes 894 amino acids. Gene Ontology annotation, biological process: clathrin-dependent endocytosis; regulation of endocytosis; synaptic vesicle endocytosis. The record is from RefSeq and is a predicted model, not a curated record.